UGGCAGGUGUGGCCAAAGAUCUUGAUCAGCACCUGCCAGGUAUUUAAGUCAGAGGAGGCCUCAACCAAGCAGGCAUGCAGAGAGAGCAGAGCAGGAGGUUGUGCUGAUCAUUUCAGCCAAAAUGCAGUUGGAGUUGGCUGUUUUGUGUCUUCUGCUUCUACAACGUGGGGCUCAGAGUUUUGGAAUUUUACCCGGAAAAUCUCUAAAUCACCUGGAAAUCACAAAGCAAGCUAUCCUGAACGCCACAGUGCAGACAUGCCGCAGCCUGGCCCUGGCAGAGGGGACAAACUUCAACUUCCCUACACAGCCUUUCACUGUAGAGGGUGUCACCACAGCCUGCAAUGCAAAGCAUUCCUCAAGGACCUUCAAGGAAGCCAUUACCUUCAUCCAGCUGAAGAAUGCUCAAGUGGACAUUCGCUAUGCCCUUGAUGGAAGUUUUCACUUUGAUAAUGAAAUGCUAGUCCAGGGAAAGAGAAUCAUCACAGAAGGACUAACAGCUGUCAAAGCAAGCAACACGCAAGGAAAUUAUGAGGCGGCUAGGCAAAUGCUGGGAAAAAUUCUGCAUCCUUUACAGGACUUUUACAGUCACAGUAAUUGGGUGGAAUUAGGAAAUGAAUUCCCUAACUCCAAUCUGAUCAGGGCAGACGCCAGCAUUGGUAACAUAGCAGAAAAAAGCAGAGCUACGUGUCGCAGCUGUGUUGAUGAUGACUGCAGGAACAACAUUCUGGAGGACAUCAUAGCAGAGAAGACUCUGACUUCUGGGUACUUUGAUAUCGCAAUCCUAACUUCAACCAAACCUCCAGGAAAGUGCAGCCAUGGAGGAGUAGUUGAUCAAACCAGCAGGAUCGAGCCCAAAGGUGGGAUCAACAAAGACUCCCUGACUUCCAGCCACGGACAUCUUCACACCACGGCCGCCAACAUGGCAGUUGCUGCAACAAGUCAGCUCCUGGAAGACGUUCAAAAAGCAGCUGGAGACAAAUUGUUCCUGGAGAUGAUGGGGAUUUUCAAGGGAUCCAGCAAAGCCCUUUGCUUUGUCAUCGACACCAGCAAGAGUAUGAGUGACAACAUUGAAACGGUGAAGACUGUGGCCUCCUCUAUAAUCGACAGUGAUGCUGGAACAGACAGAAAACCCUCAUGGUAUAAUCUUGUACCGUUCAGUGACCCAGGAUUUGGGCCAGUGCUAAAAACAUCUGACUCCACAGUUUUCAAGGACACAAUUAAUUCCUUAACAACAACUGGUGGAGGAGACAAUCCCGAGCAGAGUCUGUCAGGGCUGCAGUUGGCAUUGACUGCUGCUCCUUUCAAAUCUGAGAUCUUUGUCUUCACGGAUGCGCCUGCUAAAGACAAGAACUUGAAGAGCACAGUGAUUGCACUCAUUGAGCGGACCCAGACUGUGGUGAAUUUUAUGAUUACAGACUCAUCACUAACUAAUCGACGCAGAAGAAGAGAUGAGCAGCAGUCCAGAAUGAUCGCAGCAGACGAUGCUCAGCUGUACAGAGACCUGGCUCAGGCGUCAGGAGGUCUGGCUAUUGAAGUCACCAAGGCUGAACUUCCUACGGCCGCAUCAAUCAUAAAGCAGUCGACCAGCGGCUCUGAGGUGACUCUUCUUCAGGCAGCCAGGAACCCAGGAAAGUCAGACACUUUCACGUUUACAGUUGAUGAAACUGUGACAAGCGUGAGAGUUUACAUCAUCGGCCUGUCCGUCACUUUUACUCUUAAAAGCCCAACAGGCACUUCCCAGCAGAGCACUGACUCAUCAGGUUCCUUAAUCAAGACAUCUCAGUCUGCGGGAAAUUUCAGGACUCUGGAACUACAAACACAAGUUGGUGGAUGGGAAAUCAAAAUGGUGUCAACAAACCCCUACACACUGAAAGUUACAGGGCAAAGUUCCAUUGACUUUAUGUUUGAGUUUGUGGCGCCAUCUUCAGGCCCUUUCUCUGGAUUUGAUGUGCUUGAAACGCGUCCCAGGGCAGGUCUCAACAGCAGCUUGUUUGUGUCUUUGUCGGGGAGCGACAGCGCCUCACUAACAGAGGUUGCUUUGGUCGAGUUGUCCGGGUCAGAAGAGGUUAAAGGAGUGUUGGUGCCGCAAGACGAUGGAAAUUACUUGGUCCAGGUUGACAGAAUUCCAACAGUGGAGUUUGUUUUGCGGGUGACGGGAAUACUUCCCAGCUCUUCAAAUGUCUUCCAAAGGCAGUCACCGACCAACUUUAGAGCAUCAAAUCUAACCAUGACAGCUCAUUCAAACAGCAUCAUUGUACCAGGCACACCCUUCUCUGUCCCCUUCUUUGUGAUGAGCAGUGGAGCAGGGGGGAACCUAACUAUUCGAGUUACCAACAACAGACUUUUUGAUUCAACAUUUCCGAGCACUUUAUGGCUGGAAAGUGGAAACAGUACGAACGGCACAGUGACCCUCUCAGCGCCUCUCAACACCCCAUCUGGCACAGACGUUGUACUGACCAUCGAAGCAGAGACUCCUGGAGCCACAGACAUUAACUACAUUGUGUUGCGCUUCUCCGUUGUCAAUCCGGGAGCUGACUUUACUCCUCCAGUAUGUCAGCGGCUCAGCCUGCAGUCCAAAUGCCCUGAGAAUUGCAGUCAGUCCAUGUGGGAGCUCUCCGUCAGGGUGACUGAUGGGGCUGAUGGGACAGGUGUAGAAAGAGUCAGCCUCUACCGAGGCACUGGGACCCUGAACACCAGCCUGCAAGCUGGAAAUGAGAACAUAACACUGGUGUCCUACACCUCCUCCUGCUGCUCUCCUGAAGUGGACCUACUCGUUGUGGAUCGUGUCGGUAAUGUGGGCCACUGCCUCUUCAACGGAAAUGAAGUUUCCACCAGACUCGCUCAGUCCUCCUUCUUGUGCCUCAGCUUAUUGGCAGUUGGGCUCCACCUGUUGGUGGAGCUGAGCUUCAGAUAAGUCUGUCUCAAAACAAUUGAACAGACAGUUUAGAUACAGGUCUUCCACUUCUUUUGACUUAAAAAAUAAAAUUAUAAUCAAUUUUUGUUGAAAAGAAUGUCAUUUUUUAAUUUUCUAUUGACUACGGCACAGUAGGUUAUGUUCCAACGGCAAUGUGAUAUAUUUUAAAUCAAAAUUUUGAAAAAAAGUUCUGCAUAUUUUAUUGUUUGUGUUACACUUCAAUUACUAUAAUUAAGUAUUAUGUAAAUGAUUUAUUGGAGUGACUAAUAGAAAUAGAUAAUAAAAAUAAUGUGUUGUUUACCAUAUUUUGGAUUAUAAAAGUUAAAAUAAUGUAGGUUUUUAUUUUUAUUUUAUUUUAUUUUAGUUUGGCAGAGCACCCUCAUAUGAUCUUAGUUGUGCUUUGGCCAGUUAUAAAUAAGUUAAAAUAUCAAAACUUAAAUCAAAUCACUAAAAUAAAAUUUUCUUUUCAGCAACAUUUGCAAUAUUUUAUUACAAUGCUGUAACACCAGGUACUGUCAAAUAAUUAAGAAUGCCUCGUUAAACUGAGAAAAGGUUGUUGUUGCUUUUAAAAGUGAAUACCUUUGUUCUACUUAAAAUAUAACCCAAUAUGCAAAACAAAAUGUUUGGAUAAUUUUCAAAAAUAUUGUAGCUACCUGGGAGUUAGCCUUGAGUCCCUAAGACUUAUGGGAAGUGGGGAAUCUUGGGUGAAAAACAUGAGUGAGAGGGCUGGAAGCAGAAGUCACUUCCAUGCUGUUUGGCUGUUUGUGGUAUGCUAAAAUAAAUGGGCAAUGAUGCCGGAACUGUGA
Messenger RNA from Oryzias latipes (Japanese medaka), 3720 nucleotides. RefSeq names its product von Willebrand factor A domain-containing protein 7. Lineage: Eukaryota; Metazoa; Chordata; Actinopteri; Beloniformes; Adrianichthyidae. The record is from RefSeq and is a predicted model, not a curated record.